This is a messenger RNA of Lepisosteus oculatus (spotted gar), 1868 nucleotides long. The record is from RefSeq and is a predicted model, not a curated record. NCBI's taxonomy places the organism in Eukaryota, Metazoa, Chordata, Actinopteri, Semionotiformes, Lepisosteidae.
GGGGACAGUGAGCCCUGUGUUCGAGGUGGAGUGAGCACCCACAGUCCCGGUGGAGGACCCUGGAGCCACCCGAGCGACCGACACCUGGCACUGCACUCGGGGCUUCAGAGGAUGAAGAGUCCGUGUGGGAUGCUGCCGUACCACCGGGAGGCGCUGCGACGGUGUUCAGUGGCUUUGUGCAAAGACCUGGUCAUCGACGAGCUGGUUCAGCACUUGCUGUCAGACAGCAUCCUCACCGAAAGCAUGGCGGAGAGCAUCAUGGCCGACAAAACGUCGUUCCAGAGGAACAGGGCUCUGCUGUCCCUGCUGCCGAAGCGCGGGCCGCAAGCCUUCGAGAGCUUCUGCACCGCGCUGAGAGAGACGGAGCAGCAGCACCUGGAGAGCAUGCUGAGAGACCGCGCCGAGAGGCAGAGGGGCGCUAAGUGUGGGGACUUCCCUCUGCCCCUGCCCACACAGGAGGACACCAUGAAGGCCAAGAGAGCCAGGACACAAGAGACGAUGGAGUACUGCCUGGACGCAGACGGGCCCACUCACAUGGGGGUCUUGGCCUGCGCUGAGGACUUCUACUUCAAGCACUGCCAGCAGUCAUACAAGAUGACCUCUCGUCCCAGAGGGCUGGCGCUGGUCAUCAGCAACGUGGACUUCCAGCCCGUGACCCCUGACCUGGAGCCGCGGGCGGGCGGGGAGGUGGACGAGGAGACGCUGUCCCGGCUGUUCACCGAGCUGGGCUUCAGGGUGACCCUCCACCGGAACCAGACUGCGCAGGAGGUAAGGGCCAGUCUGGAGCAGUUCUCUCAGAGCUCGGAGCUGCGGGCGGUGGACUCCAGCGUGGUCUGUCUCCUCUCUCACGGCGUGGAGGGGGCAGUCUAUGGCACUGACGGGCAGCUGGUGGAGCUGGACUGGGUGUUGGAGUAUUUUGACAACGCUCACUGCCCCCAGCUCCAAAACAAGCCCAAAAUGUUCUUCAUACAGGCCUGCCGGGGAGAGGACACCGACAGCGGCGUCGACCAGUCCGACGGGCCGGAGCGCACCUCCUCCCCGGGCUGCGAGCAGGGAGACGCUGCCAAGGAGGUGGUGAAGGUCAAACUGCCCCAGAGGUCGGACAUGAUCUGCGGGUUCGCCUCCCUGAAAGGCACCGCAGCCAUGAGGAACACCAGGAGAGGCUCCUGGUUCAUCCAGGAGAUGAGCAGCGUCUUCAGACAGAGGGCCAGAGACAAGCACCUGGCCGACCUGCUGGUGGAGGUGAACGCUCGCAUCAAGCAGAGAGAAGGCUUCGCCCCAGGGACGCCAUUCCACCGCUCUCUAUGGGGAGUACAGGGAGCAGCUGAGCAGCUUCGCCCGGAGGGAGGCCACGCGCCUGCUGACGGAGGGGCAAUGGAGGAAGCACGCCGCCGCCCACAGGAGCGGCGCCACGGAGACGGCCCCCCCCGGCAGCCCGGCGGCCGCCAAGAAGCCCCGCCCCUACUCCAAGUGCCGAGACUGCCUGGCCCGGGUCCAGAGGUACAUCGUCACCAAGCUGGGCGAGGACUGGAUCUUCCUGGUGCUGCUCGGCCUCAUGAUGGCGCUGGUGAGCUGGGCCAUGGACUACGCCAGUGCCAAGAGCCUGCAGGCCUACAAGUGGAUGUACAAAGAGCUGAAGGGGAACGUACCGCUGCAGUACCUGGCCUGGGUCACCUAUCCUAUGGUGCUGAUCAUUUUCUCAUCUCUCUUCUGUCACCUGAUCGCACCGCAGGCUGUGGGCUCUGGUAUUCCGGAGCUGAAGACCAUACUGAGAGGGGUGGUGCUUAAAGAAUACCUCACUCUCAAGGCUUUCAUUGCCAAGGUGGUGGGACUGACAGCUGGACUGGGCAGCGGGAUGCCAGUCGGGA